AUGUCUAGUCUUCUCAAGCUCAACUCAAUUAAGCCAUUGUUCGACCGUGUCCUCGUCCAGAGAGCCAAGGCUGCCUCGAAGACCGCAUCAGGUAUCUACAUACCUGAGAAGAAUCAGGACAAGCUGGCAUUCGGUACAGUGGUCGCAAACGGACCAGGCAUCAAAAACGACAAGGGUGAGCUUGUACCAACCAUCGUGAAGAAAGGCGAUAAGGUGUUAUUGCCAAGCUUCGGUGGAUCCCCAGUCAAGAUUGAUGGAGAGGAGUAUUUAUUGUUCAGUGACAAGGAGAUUCUUGCGAAGAUCGACGAGUAG
This is a messenger RNA of Ogataea parapolymorpha DL-1, 312 nucleotides long. RefSeq lists its product as uncharacterized. Lineage: Eukaryota; Fungi; Ascomycota; Pichiomycetes; Pichiales; Pichiaceae. The transcript has a single exon. Gene Ontology annotation, cellular component: mitochondrial matrix. Gene Ontology annotation, molecular function: ATP binding; protein folding chaperone; protein-folding chaperone binding. The coding region runs from base 1 to 312 and encodes 103 amino acids. The record is from RefSeq and is a predicted model, not a curated record.